AUGCUGUUUUCAGAACAAACAGAGCUUGCCAAAAAAUGUAUAAGUGCGGUAUGCAACAAAAUGAAAGAAGUUGAAGCUGAGUUGAACGGACUUGAUGGCGCAGCUGGUGACGGAGAUUGUGGUUCGACUUUCGUCCACGCCGCAAAAGCGAUUGAUGAACGGAUGAAGAAUGCAGAAGUGAAGAGUGCCCAACAACUUCUACACGAUCUCUCCGAAGUCUUCGAACAAGAAGUAGGAGGCACGGGUGGAGCGCUCUACGCUCUGAUGCUUAGCACUGCUUCUGAAUCCUUCGCAACUUCAAUAACGUCUAAGGAAUUUGCCGAUGCACUUACACGAGCAUCUGAAGCCGUACAAAAAUAUGGCGGAGCCAAGCCUGGAGAUCGAACUUUGGUAAUUCGACUCAGAGUGGAUGUAUUUGAUAGCAGCAAAUUACCUUUAAUCCUCUGCUACCAGGUCGAUUCAAUCCACGCUGCUGUCGAAAAAAUCAAAAGUGGUGAAAGCAACUGGGAUGUUAUACUUGAGGCAAGCACCAAGGCAGCUCAGUCUACAGCACAAAUGAAAGCACGAGCAGGAAGAGCCAGCUACACCGCGAAAGAGGUUCAAACCCGACCGGACGCAGGAGCAGUGGCUAUCGCAUAUUUCAUGCACGCGAUAUGGGACACUAUUAAACGUGGACACUAA
Cooperia oncophora is the source of this 681-nucleotide messenger RNA. Lineage: Eukaryota; Metazoa; Nematoda; Chromadorea; Rhabditida; Trichostrongylidae. The record is from the annotation of a GenBank genome assembly.